AGAGCUAAAAACUAGAAACAGGACGAGCAACGAUUUUGAUCUUCAGUCUAAACCAACUUACAUUUUUCUCCCUUGUGCGGUUUUUUACAAGAUGACUAACUACUCGACAAUGCCUAUCCUUUGAUCAAUUAUUAUCUACGUACUACGAUUUAAUCCACAGCCAAACAUACUACGAGGAUACCAUAAACAACAGCAUAUGUUCCAUUACAUUUUUUUCGGAGAACCACAAAACAAUCCAGAAUGAGUCGUGGCCGUCGUUCUCGCAGCCGCAGUGCUCGGGGCCGCAGCCCUAUAAACAAGAACCGUUCUCGCAGUCCUAUGAAUGACCGCAAGCGAUCCCGCAGUCCUCUAAAUCGCCCAGGCCCACGAAGCCCUCCAAAUCGACCCCGAGCUGCUAAUCCCCCUCGUAACCGAAGCGGCCCUCGUAACCGAAGCGGCCCUCGUAACCGCAGUGGCCCUGGAAACCGUAAUGGCCAUCGGAGUCCUGUCAACCGCAAUGGCAAUCGCAGUCCAGUCCACCGUGGUAACCGAAGUCCCCCACGUCGAUCUCGCUCCCCCAACAGAACUACCGCACCUUCAGCGGCAUACAAAAAUAGUAAUUAAGGCUAGAAGAAAUCCAUCCUCACAGGCAUCUUGGUCCCGUUUCUCAAGGGAAAAAAGACGGAAGAUGCCGCUGAAGAUGGAUUUCUUCUAGCUCUAAAGUAAGGGCCUGACUACCAAAGUCAUUGACAUAACGCAUGCUGAUACCGCUCUUGUUCUCGGUAGGCAUGGAAAAUCGAAGGUGAAAAUCGCCACUGCAUCUGGAGCUGAGAGUAUGUCAGUCGACGGCCUGAAAGUGACAGCCACAGGAACCCCAGAAGCGGUGGAGCGCGCAAUCAAAUACGCUAAGUUUCUCAUGGCGCAGAGGCAUGGUAUCUAUAGGUGCUUGCAUGUUUGGGCUUAGCUUUGUCUUUGUUUCAAACUUGACCAGCGAGGGUUAGACAUGAAAUGCAUGACCAUGACCGUACCAAAAAAGAAACUGCUUCCACGUGAAGUAGCUGAUCUUCACGUCAGUACCCAAUUGUCCCUAAAAUCCAGCUGAAUCCCACAUCCUUCUACCAUAGUAGUACUAGUAGUACUCAAGAAGACGCGUGGUCCACGAAGAAAUAAGACUUCAAGUAAAAAAGAGUACUUGUUGCACCUUCAUCGCCACGUACCGAAAAAUUGUCCCUAAAAUCCAGCUGAAUCCCACAUCCUUCUAGGUCCGGUUACAGUGAGUAACGACAACCAUAAUAAUGGAGACCUGACAUUGCUCGAUGUCCCAAACGACGCUGUGGGAUUCGUAACCGGUCGCAAUGGCAACUUCUUGCGGACUAUUGAAGACGAAUGGUCAGUUCUCAUGUUUUUCGCGGAAUUCGAAAUCAAGAAUAAAGUUAAGAAGCAAGUACGUAAUCGGGAUUCUGGAUGUACCUGUAGAUGUGUUCAUGUAAACAUAAUAAAUUACAUUAAAGUUCUUCUUCUUCUCCCACUUGUUCCAGUAGCUGCUGUUGUGUUUUCAUCUCAUACAUAGUUAAAGCUCUUCAUUAGUCGGGCGUCUUGGUAGAUGUGUCAAUCUUCCUCUCUGUGUCUGUCUCAUCUAAAAUCAACGGCCAAACAGAAACUAAGGGUGGCAAGCGUGGAUCUCCUAUUGAGGUGCUAGCGAUUUUUGGGUCGGACCGUCGGAAUCGCCGAGGCGCAGAAUUGAAGAUCCUUUCCGCGAUUGAGACCAAGGUGCCAGGUUGGUAUAAGGAACGCGAAAAGGAGAUCCUUGAUCGGGAUAAAGAUUAUGGCUUCUUGUAACUACUAGUCCUAGUAGUUUCAAAAUAAGUAAGUGCAAGUAUAAGUAGUAACAUUAACUACAUAUUCGAUGUGCAGGGUUCACAACCUAACCUAACCUACAUAUUACAGAUACAUAUAAAUUUUAUUUACAUGGACGCACGUGCAAGGAGUAGUAGGUUGCAGCUGCUGGAGGUGUAAAAAUCUAUUUUCGAAAGUACUACCUAGUUGUAUUUCCUCUAAUUGCGAGGAGACGAGUGGAAGUCAGGCACCAUGGAGUUCGAGGACGAUCACCAGCUGUCGUUCGCACUAGGAAAACAAGGAGCCACGCGACGCAAAUUGGAAGCGGCUAGUGGAUGUUUAUUGCAAUAUGUUGGAAGUCACGCGAUUUUCACAGGUACAAUUAAUACAUAUCAGAGAGACAUUUGAUGAUGAUGUGUGUCUGCAUUAUUCACGGUAACUACGCUGACGUAGAGGGGUUCAGGCUUGUUCGCAAAAGAAUACAAAAGUAUGGUGGAAAAGAUAAUGAAAGAUCAUGUUGGGACCAGAAAAAAUAAGAGAAAAGCACCGCCUCUCAAGAACUUCUUCAACUAGAACUUCAAAGAACCUCAGACUCAGAGUCACUCUCGUAGGUACAAAGCACCAACGGAAAACACUGCGACAGUAUAUGAAAUGGCUUUUUGCUCAGUUAGACGGACCAGUUGACGUGCCUGAUGCAGCAGAACGGGAUGACUGCACGAUGCUCAAGAUUCCACAGGUACUAUUGUGAUGAUGCAGGUCACACUGUGGACGGCGAACCACCUCCAAUCCAUAGGCUCGUCGUCACUGUAGUACUCGUAAUUUAUUAUACGGUAGUCCAGCCCGUAGUAUUCAGUACAAUUUUAACGUUCAGGUAAUUGGCAUCGACCAAGAAUUUUCUGAUCUAGGAAGUUUGACUUGUAGAUCUUCAAUAUCUCAGUCGGCUUAUUACAACAACUUUGACCUUCGUGAUCGGCUAGUGAUUCGACCAUGGAACUACGACACGAACUUUUUAUCUACCAACUACUCUUCCCACAACCCCGAACAUCAGGCAUGCGUCGGCUACAUUACUGGUGCCCGCCGAGCCGCGCUUUCGACCAUCGAGUUGGAUUUCGGGUGCUUGAUGUUUUUUACGGGCAACAAAAUGGAGAAGCGUGAUUACGAGAUGCUUGCAAUUUUUGGCUCCGAGAGCGCUCGUAAAGGAGCGGAACUGAAGUUAAGGAUUUUAGUGUUCGGACCUUAUCAUAAGGAUUUUGGUGUAGACGGAACUUAUCAUAAGGAUUUUGGUGUAGACCUGAAAAGAAGAAGUUCAAGUUUCAAAAAUAGUAAAAAAAUAACUCGUGCUAAUGCUACUCACAGGUGUACCACGUGAGUGUGACUGUGACAACGAAACCUCCUACAACUUACUACGUGGUACCCCGAAACUGAUUCUGUAACUACCUCUUCUAAUCAAAGUGAAGUCUUCCGUUGAAGCGAAGGCACAAGGAUACUACAGCAAUUUCCUGAAGGAGAACAAGGAUGAUUGGGACAAACCGGGAUUUUCCACGGACAUUCUUCAUCUGGUGAACAACGACGUUGGAUAUGUACUAUUAUGGGUGUAACAAGGAACUCAUCUCCAAAGUCAUCUGGAAGAGAAAGACAAGAGGAAAAAGGAAUCCAGAUGAUCCCUGAGAUGAAUUCCCGAUACCUCUAAUACUAGGAAAAGGCGGCGCAACAAGGGUAAAACUCGCGAACGCAUGCGGAUGUCACUUGCAGGUACAAGAGAUUUCUCGUCUUUGUUAAGUAAAAAAGAAAAACUGAGUAUCUGUUGGAUACAUUCGAACACAGACUGUUAAGUCGCGUCUAGUUUCUCAGUGAGAGACGCUUGAGAGUGAUACUGCUUGCACAAUUUGCACUCACAGCCUGAGACUAAUGAUCUCUGGCUGCUUUGAUCCCUGUGGAUGUUCAUUGGGGUUGCAAGGAGGAAGUCUCAGCUUCAUCAUUGGGAUACCAUGUUGCAUGGGGAAACUUUCAUAUGCUUCAUAUGGAAACGCUUAUGCUAUCAUCAUUGAUUCAUACGAUCAUCAUGCACUGGCAUUCAUCAUAGAUCAGAACUGACAAGACGUUAUGGACCUGGCUACAGCUAUGAAACAUUCAUCAUUUCUUCUAUCUGAAUACGUUGAAGGUUCUUUGCCUGCUGAUCAUUGAUUUUGGAACUAUACGCAUUAAGGUCUGUAGGUUAUCUCUGAGAUCAUUCCGGUGAUGUUUUGUCCUUGACUGUAUUGGGAGGCUUGAGCCACAAACGAGAGAGAGAGGAGAAACCGCCGACACCCGCGCCAACUAAGGCCAACGCGUUGAAAGUGGUGCCGGUGGGUACCUUGUUCGCCUGGCGAUCUUGGUCAUUUUGCUGAUCUUCAUCCUUGUGAUCUUUGUGACAUUUCGAGGAUUAUGACCUUGACCAACACCCCUCCUCAAUCGUUGCGUGUCGAAGUCCCUAGUCUUCUGGACUACCACGGAAGUCAUGUCUCCUAACUAGUCCUCUAUGGCUACGGUGUACUCGGCUAGAAGCCAAAAUAAACCGAAUAUACUACACUAUAGUAAGCUAAAUCAUCCCCAUCCAUGUCAUCGUCUGAGGAAUCACAAUCAUCAUACGUAACUUUAUUUAUCGGAUUAUCUACAUGGUGAAGUCGUAGUCUUCGUUGAGACGAACUACAUUCUAGCUUAGUUAAGCCAUCAGCCUUCAUUAAGUUAGUUGGACAGAAAACUAUCUUACUGGCCGCAUCACGCACACGCAAGUAGCGAAGUGCAUAAUGGCGACUCUUCGGGCGUGUGUCAGUUGCUUUAGCUGUUGUGAUCGCGGAUUGGUUGUCGAUCCAGAGCACAGCAUUGUCUAAAGAGGGAGACAAGCCGUUCUGUGUGUGUACCAACUGGGUUGGAAGAGGCCUAUAGAAGUCUGUAAAGUCAUGCAGUUCACUAAGCACGAUAGUGUCAGAAGCUGCAAUAUAUUCACUUUCAGCCGUAGAAUAGGCACAAACAGUUUGUCGGUUACUUCUCCAAGCAAUUGGAACGCCUUUGAAAUACAUGAUCGAUCCACUUGUGCUUCUCAUAGUCUUUACGCAGUUGGCGAAACCUGCAUCACUAAAGAUAUUCACCUCUGGCAUAUCUCUGCCUUCGGGUAGUAACUUUGAAUAUAUUCUAUUGAAUUCUUCUUCUUGUUCUGGUGAGUAUUCCAGUCCUUGGUCUCUCGUUGUCACCAGAUACUUAAGCACUUUUCUGGCUGCUUUAACCAUUCUUGUUGACGCGGGUUUGCUGACAUGUCUAGCCAAUGCUGCCACCGGAACAGAAAUGUCCGGGCGCGCGGUUACAGCUACCCAUAGCAAGGCACCAACUACCUCACGAAAGGGAUACCCUUCGACUAUCUUGAUCCCCUCCUCAAGAAAAGCCGACUCGUAAAAAUUGGGCGAGUAAACCGGUUUUCCGACAUCAAUUUCGAACUUCUUUGCGAUUUUAUCAGUGUACUCCUCCAUAUUGAGCCGAAAUGUUCGAACUUCACGGCAGUAGUACACGAUGGCACCUAAGAAGUCGAACCUGAGCCACGUUUGACCCCAAGGGGUUGGAACGGACUCCACAUUAAUCGCACGGCCGGGGGCACGCGAGAAGAUGAGUUCUAGUUCGGUCUUGAGCUCAUCAAGAUCAGGACCCGUUGCAAGAUUGUCAUCAACGUAGACUGACACCUUGAGGAACUUCCCUGGUACCUUCGCACUCGGCUUUCUCCAUAAGCCUGGCGCAGAAUCACACGGCUCCCAGCCAAUACUGGCUAGUAUGUCGUGAUAUUUCUUGAACCAUGCUCGUGGUGCGUCCUUCAAGCCGUAUAGGGCCUUCUUGAGCUUCACGAUCUCGCGUCCAUGCUUCUCUGCCCAGAUGGGUGGGAGACGGCAGAAGACAUCGCGAUCGAGUUCAGCAUUGAGGAACGCAGAAUCUAAAUCGAACGGGAUCACGUAGUCCUGUUCUGACGCAGCAGAAGUCAGGAGCAACCUAUUAGCGGCGUGCGAAACUACGGGAGCAAAGGUGUUUAGCUCUCUUGAACGAUCUAGAUUACCGAGGACACAAGCGCGAGCCUUGUAUCUUCCACAUCUUUUAAUAGUUAGAAUUAUGGCAAUCGGUAGAGCCUGUCGCGCGGUUGCAAGCUCCUCGUCAGAAGCUUCUUUCCACGUUUCAAAGGCUAGCAGUCUCGCACGCUCUUUGUCAAUGACCUCCCGCCACUUAUCGGCAUCAGGAGACUUGAGUGCUUGAGCAACAGACAAAAUCACAUAUGAUUCGACGAAUUCCUCAUCUUCGUCUAAUUCACACAUGCCACUUACUGCACUAGCGAACAGCGCCACACUCUUUCUCAGUUCUUCUAACUGUUUCUUUGUUCUUCGAACCCUGCUACCUGCUUUGUCCUUCGCUCCUUUUGGUCGGCCAUGCUUCUUGACGUGUGUAUGGCGUUCGCCUGCCACAACACGUGCUGGAGAAGGCGCUUUCGACUUAGACGGACUUAGCGGAGCAGAUGUCUCAUGAUCCUUCGCUUCAGCAUUCCCCUCCUUAAGUGAAACAUCUUUAGGAGAGUCAGCUGCGUCGGAUUCCUCUACUUUAUCCAGUGUCUCAAUAAAUAAUUCGUCGGAAAUCGCGGUCGGUCCACCUGGAAUGUGCUCCGUGCCAGAGAACCCCGAUUGAUGAUCCAGCCUUUGCACUGACUGACCAAGCAAGGGGGAGCCCAGCGACGACGCGCCACUCUGCAGAUUUUCCAGUUCGUCAUACUCAAUGUAGAUGCCCUUAUGAUCUGGCAAAAGCCAAUCAAUAUUCUUAAUUAGGUAGUCCUCUCUGAACUUUACAUCUAGGGUAGAGUAUUCCGCCCAUCGAUGUCCAAGCUUGCAACGAUCGUCAUGAGCGAAAGUUCCAACCAACCAACCAGACGACUUCGGACAGAGUCCAAGGAAGACGCCACGGCGGUACUUGGCCGAGAGCUUGGGUGCAGGAGUGUUGGCUUGAAUUUGUUCACGAAAGUAAACUAGACAACCAAAUCGGCGGAGCAUGCCGAUUGAGCUCUUCGAUGAGUUUCUACCAGUCCUUUCUUCUAAGAUUUCAAUUGGACUCUUUCCAUCAUGUUGAGGCAUUUUUGCAUAGUUAUGCGGUAAACGAUCCCAGCAGUCACCAGCGUACUCGACGCAGUAACACCAGAGGCGUUUAUCAACUUUAGUCAGCAUUGUGCGUACACUGCCGAACAAAGUCCGCAUAAAACGUUCGCAGGUCCCAUUCAUCUCCGGAUUAUAAGGAACAGCCGGACUGUCUGAGACUCGCAGCGAUUGCAUAACUUUGGUCAUGUCAUCACUGCUCAGGACAGGUUCUCCAUCCCUCCGGAGGAACCACACUACCUUGUCAUCAAGUGAUAAGGAGUAGUCCUGGCGAAUGCCUUUGAUAACUUCUUCUAUUUCCUCCACACAGUCACUUUUCAGCUUAAGCGGUCGACAGAACACCUUCUUAAUUACAUCACAGAUGAUCACUAAUACACAUCUCUUUGACCUGACUGAUACGGGUUUGAUUCCAACAGCAAAGUCGAUUGCUAGUAACUUCAAUGGUUCAGGUUUGUAGUUCGAAGUAUCUCUAGCUUUUGCAUGUGGUGCGCGUUGGCCUUUAUGUAGAUCACACUCAGGGCAAUUUACCUGGAGGCCAUCUAUAUGAAAGUGCCCACAUCUUCUAUGAAGUUCGAGUCUUGUAAGGUAACAACUACUGACUCCUUCUUCUACUGUUGAACAAAUAUAACCACUAUCAGUCUCUUCUUUAAAUAAGUUGCAUGCAAGUAUGGGAAGCUGCAAGCGUGGAUGACUUCUUAUGGGUAUGGCCUGGCCGGUGUCCGUAUGUACGAGACAACCACCUGCGCCUUUGAAGUUGAAUUCCCAUCCUAAUUGCGAGCAGUUCCCUUCACCUAACCAAGGUAUAAUACGAUCUAAGUCCUUUGGUAGUGAAUCAUAAUAAACACCAUACUGGAGCCCUAAGAUGUUUGACUUUAGUUUUCCUACUCUUCCGUCUUUACUUCCAGCGCUACCAGUAAUCCUACAAGUUCUCAUAGUUAUUUCACUAAAAUCGUCUUUGUGUCUUGAAAGAUAUUUGUUUGCACAACUAUCGACUAGACUAACUUCUUCUCUUGUAGUAAUGGAACUAGUUGAAAGACUAUGUCCCACAAGUUUUACCUCCCCUGUAUUAUUUACGUUUAUUUCUUCACCCUCAUCUUCAUCCAAGUUCAGCGAGCAAAAUCCGCUUUCCACCGGUUCCGCAACUCAGCUCUGCUUUCCGCCGUUGAGAGCUUGCCACAGCUCCGCAACUUGGGACAUGUGAACCAUGCCAUUACCCUUUCCACCUUUACCCAUAGCACUACUAGAUUGGGAAUUGGUGUUCCAGUUCCAGUUUGCCUGGUUCUGUGGAUUCUUCCAACAAGACGCGGAUUUGUGACCCGGUUUGUUGCAGAUCCAACAGACUGGACGGGUGUCUUGUUUUCCAGAACCUUUAUUAUUUUUGUUCUGCGGCUUUCCUUUGCCGUUCGAAUUGGAGGCAUAGACCUCGGCGGCGAUCUUCUUCUUUGUGUUUGCCUUGAAGCGCUUGAGAGCACUUUUAGACAGAAAGAUCUUACCACCUUCAUUGGCCUUUUCCUCGUCAUCCUCCUCUUCACGAGAACGUUUAUUCGAGGUCUCCUGAACAUUGACCGGGAACGCCUUCCCGAAGGAAUCGUUCUCAACUUUGUAGGUUCCCUCCUCGAUCAACGUCGCAAGACGCUUUUCAAGUCGGUCACCAAUCUGGUCAAAUGUCAGACCAUCUUCUUCCUGCAUGCGUUCGAUCGUUGCCUUGAAGUUCUUGCAGAACAGCUCGGGCAACUUCUGUAGCAGUGCACCAUUUUGUUGGUCACUUUCUGGCACUCCUGCUUCCGGCGGGUACACGGUGGGCGACUGGUUCAUGAUGUCUCGGACUUUCGACAAGAAUCCUGUGACAUCUGCAGGUUGAUCCGCGUUGUGGAACUUCAACACGCCAUCCGUAAGCGGUUUUACUUUCAUCCGUUGUUCCUGACGGUUGUUUUGAUCGAAGUGUCCUACAUCACGAAGGAGCACAACAACCUCACCUGCAUCCAUCGCAUCCACCUGCCCAUUAUCGUUCUGGUUGUUGAUGAACGACGCAGCGGCACCUUUCAGACUACGAAUAAUCGCAUCUUUCAGGUUGCGCCACUUCUGCCGAAUUGUUUCCUCCCGAUUGGUAACUCCGUUAGGAAUACCAUGAGGAGCUGCCGGAAUGCCGACUACAUUCGUGUAGUUUUGAAGCAGGCCGAGACGGCUAGCUUCCUGACGUAUGGCAAGUUGCCAUGCUCGCCAGUCGGACUUCUGUCCGAGUUUCUUCGAAAUUUCUUUCGCAUCGCAGGACAUUUUGAAAAGUUGUUUCUAGAUGGAUUUCUACUCUAUACUUAGCUCAAGGGUCAAAGUAGUGUUGGAUACAUUCGAACACAGACUGUUAAGUCGCGUCUAGUUUCUCGGUGAGAAACACUUGAGAGUGAUACUGUUUGCACAAUUUGCACUCACAGCCUGAGACUAAUGAUCUCUGGCUGCUUUGAUCCCUGUGGAUGUUCAUUGGGGUUACAUGGAGGAAGUCUCAGCUUCAUCAUUGGGAUAUCAUGUUGCAUGGGGAAACUUUCAUAUGGAAACGCUUAUGCUAUCAUCAUUGAUUCAUACGAUCAUCCUAUGUUGAUUCUCAUCAUUGAUCAGAACUGACAGUACGUUAUGAACCUGAUUACAGCUAUGAAACAUUCAUCAUUUCUUCUAUCUGAAUACGUUGAAGGUCCUUUGCCUGAUGAUCACUGUUUUUGGAACUAUAUGCAUUUAGGUCUGUAGGUUAUCUUUGAGAUCAUUCCGGUGCUGUUUUGUCCUUGACUGUAUUGGGAGGCUUGAGCCACAAACGAGAGAGAGAGGAGAAACCGCCGACACCCGCGCCAACUAAGGCCAACGCGUUGAAAGUGGUGCCGGUGGGUACCUUGUUCGCCUGGCGAUCUUGGUCAUUUUGCUGAUCUUCAUCCUUGUGAUCUUUGUGACAUUUCGAGGAUUAUGACCUUGACCAACAGUAUCGCUACUUGAGAUAUAUUUAGUUAUCUCACUAAUUCUGGUCGUGGACACACACUGGUGACACCCACUCGUCCUGAUGCCGUCCUUUCCGUACUCAAAAGCUUAAGUAUAUGUAAUGUAUUCUAUUCGUAUUCCUAUGAUGAAUCAUCAUAGGUUGACACUUCUUGCCUUCACGAUGUUAAUCAGGUGAAGAAAGAGUUCCAAAUACUUGCUGUAUGACCUCCUCCACGCUGAAUAAGAAAGUCUAGGUCUACAGUUGCCCCAUUUCAGCUGCUUCCAGGUCAUGCUCGUCCCUAUCCAAAUGUACCUAUCUCGUGCAUCUGGUAUUCUUUGGCAUGAUGUUGUACUUGGCAACCUGCCGGGCAUGGGCAUCCACUUCGUGCCGGCGUCCUCCAAAUUUUAGAAGGCCAUGGGCACCAUCGUAAACAAAUUCGUGCUCGGCCAGCCACGCCGUCGGCCUCAGCAAAAAGGACCAUAAAAAUGUCCGAUAUAUUGGUCCCGGCGGCUCUCUGGUAAUGCUCAACGACAAGAGCUAAGCAUCAGAUGAAUGCGCCUCGUGAACGUGAAGGUGGAAACGGUCGGAUGCCCUAGAUCCUGGCUGAACCCUAAACCCUAGCAUGCACUAGUUAGGGCAUAGGGAUCCUACCUGCAAUCUAUUCACUAACUAUCUCAACAGUACAUCGGCGAGCACGCCCUCAUUGCUGGCGAACUCCCGGCGCGAGGCAAAUGCAGGGACUACAUCAAGUGGCUGCUGGACCAGCGAACAGGCAAGAUCGAUGUGGAUCACAGAAACCGCGAUGACAUCCUAGAAGUUGACGUCCCAGAGCAAUGCGUCGGAUGGGUUACAGGCAGACAAGGCGUCGAAUUGCGCAAGAUCUUAUGGACAACUACUACUACGUACUCGAAAACUCAAAAUAACCGAGUUAUUGAAUGAAAUAAGGGAGGUACCUUAACAUCACGGCUACUCUUCCUUCUGAUCAGUAUCUCGCUUAUUCUGAUCAGUUACUCGCUUAUUUCAGUUUUUCGAAUACAGCCCUUCCCCUUGCUCCACCUACCCUAAUGAAUUACAUCUUCUCCAACUCUUCCCCUUUGAGAAAUACAAGUAGUCCGUUCUAAUUCCCGAGGAGAUGACGAAGACUUUCUGUUUCCUUGCGACCGAUCCCAAGGAAAAUCGAGAGCGCCUUCUUGUCUGCGGCAUGACCGAGGGAAGCAAGCUAGAAGAAGUUGGUAUACUAUAGAUCAUGAUAGGGAUACUAACUUCGUUGUAAGACAGACUGUCACGACUGACAUAGAAGAUUCAAGAACUUUGCCUCCUAAUGAAGAUUAAGGGAAAAUACUCACUGCACAACAAGCACAUGUUAAUUAUAGGAUACUAAUCAGGUCGCCUCGGCGCUCAGAAGUUGGUGGAAGACCUGAUACGGGAGAAAAGGGACAUCGAUGCAGGCCGCAUCAGCUACAAUGGUAGGCGUGGCGGAGGUCGUGGCGACUCCAGAGGACGCGGAUAUGCACCUCCAAGACAUCGUCCAGACUCUCGUAGACGUGGAAAUCAACCCCCUCCACGCCGAAGAAUGGACAGUCGUGGACGACCAGGAGGACGCUUUCCAGGUGGACGAUAUUAAGUGAAAAACUAAUGAAGAUUUUGAUUUUGAUUUUCCAUCCAUGUUCUUGGACUUUGACGUAAGAAAAAUGAUGAAGACAAUGGAUAAGUAGGUCGGGGUACUACUUGUUGCAACAAAGCAAGUGUGAUGUUGAUGACGCACCAUUCUUUCAUCGAAUAAGUAGAUUCUUACGCAGUUGCUGGGGCUUCCAGUUGUAAGUAGGUACUUGGAACUGCAACUAGUUGCCAAAAUAAAGAAAUGCUCGUUUAUUCAUCCUUCACAAGCAUGGGUUUGGGGCCAUAUUAUUGACAUAGUCGCAUGGGACACUCACACAUGCAUGGCAAAAUUGCCGAAAAACAGAUAUCGAUACGCCGAAAAUACUGAUCAUACGCAACGAAAAAACCCUCCUCCUCCCCUUACAUAAAAACACAUUAAAUCCGCACGGCACCAUUAUGAGAACCAUGAAAUUCAUUUUUUCAAGCAAAACUACGCGCGAAAAUCAUUAUCCAUAGGGCAUCAAGAUCAUGAGUAAAGCCACAAGAAAAACAAAAGGAAUUCGUUGACGCACCAGAGUUCCUCCAUCG
This is a messenger RNA of Amoebophrya sp. A25, 12111 nucleotides long. NCBI's taxonomy places the organism in Eukaryota, Dinophyceae, Syndiniales, Amoebophryaceae. The record is from the annotation of a GenBank genome assembly.